AUGAGAGCCUUCAAUGCCUUUAGAAAAAGAGCAACUGAAUUCAGACUUAUGACAAUUAUAGGAAUAUCUUUUUCGUUUAUAUGUAAUUCUUCAUUCACCUAUUCAACAAGUAACUCCUCAAGUGAGAAUGAAUUCAACGUAGAUUCUUUUUUAGACUUACUCGCAUAUAGCGAUACUGAAGCUGAACAGAGACCACCUCAACUGCAACCUGACCAGCAUGGCAAUCACAACAAAGCAGAUGCUAAGCAUAAUAUUAUGAUGAAUAAGCACACUACAAACAAAAUGACAGGAAGCAAGAUACGAACAAAAGUUGCUGAAGACGGCUUGAGUAGAUGGCAAAGAUACCGUCUAGAGCACAAAGAUAGGAAAGGUCCAGCAAUAAUUGGUGAAGAUGGUUUGAACAGAUGGCAACGAUACCGUCUUAAACGAAAGAGUAGAGGGCUUGAUGAAAAAGAGAAACAUAGAGAAAGGGAUAUAAAGUAUAGAAAAAGUGUUCAAGAAAAAAUGAUGCAGGAUUCAAGUUUUGCUCAAGAAUAUAAAAAACAACGAAGUAAAAGGAACAAAAGCAAUUACGAAAGAACUAAAAAUGAUCCACAAAGGCAUGCUAGACGAAAAAAGCAAUCCCGUUUAGCAGCAGCAAGAUAUCGCGCGAAAAAAAAGGAACAAAAAGAGGCAACUAAGAACUUUGUGAGAACGACAAUGAUAGCAGCCGUUUAUACAGCCUUCUACGUCCCGGUGUUGCGAUUUUGCUUCGUAUACCUGUGCUUUUUGGCAAGCGUGAUAAAAAGUACCUCCUCUGACCAAUCCGACUUCAACGUAGAUUCCUUACUCAAUCUAUCACCCUCUGACGACUCAGUCACGAAUGAAAGCAACCGUGCAAUCACCCGCAUGGAUUGUGUCCACGUCCCACAAGAAUCCUUGCCUGGAAAGAAGGCGGCUCAAAUAUCAACCAAGUGUAUCGUUAGCCAGACAGAAAACAAAGUACCACACAAACGAAAGAGAAAAAAUCCACCGAUCACAGAAGAAUCCCGAAUGAAGCGUCGUGAAAGAAGGAAGCGAUAUGAGGAAAGAUUACAAAACAGACCUGAAGCUUUAGCCAUGCAGAAAAAGCGAAAGCGUGAUAAUAAUAUCAAACAUUAUCAAAAAAUCAAGAGUGAUCCCAAGGAAGAAGAAAACAAAUCGCAUGCCUCGUACCUUUUCUCAAAACCCAUCAUCCAUCUCAAAAUCCCCAAGAAGGAUGCCAAGUUCCCCUCGGAGAUCACGACCUUUCCCGCCAAUAGAGCAACUGAGAAUGAAGGCAUAGAUCUGCGGCUUACUCUGGCCACUCCCAGUCAGAAUGCAUCAAAUCAGUUGAGUGUACAGCCAACUAAUGCUCAGCAAGAAGAACAGCUAAAUGCAGAUAAACACAUCGAAGGAGAUCAGCCCCAGAAUGUUGAACCUAGGCGUCUGCAGAGGAAAAAACGAACAAAAGCAGAAAUGGCGUGCUUAGAUAGAGCAGAGUUGAGGAAAAAACAGUAUCGUGCAGCAAAUGAACGUUUUAUGGAAAGAGUAAAGAACGACCCAAAACUUCUUGCUUACUUCAACAGUCGAAAAAGGCGCAAUGCUGCCAAUCGAUUAGAGAUGAUUAAAAAAGAUCCUCAAAAGUCAGCUGCCCUUAGAGCAAAGUAUAAAAGUGUCUAUGAUAAGCGCAAGAAGAGAAAACUUAUGAAGGAGAAGUCACAAGAAGGAGAUGCAUAG
Messenger RNA from Meira miltonrushii, 1737 nucleotides. RefSeq lists its product as uncharacterized. NCBI's taxonomy places the organism in Eukaryota, Fungi, Basidiomycota, Exobasidiomycetes, Exobasidiales, Brachybasidiaceae. The record is from RefSeq and is a predicted model, not a curated record. The transcript is spliced from 6 exons. The coding region runs from base 1 to 1737 and encodes 578 amino acids.